Molecule: messenger RNA, 1638 nt
Organism: Striga hermonthica
Lineage: Eukaryota; Viridiplantae; Streptophyta; Magnoliopsida; Lamiales; Orobanchaceae
Source: the annotation of a GenBank genome assembly
AUGAUGAACAGCGGUCCGAGUAAUCAUAUGAUGUCCUCAGCGGCGGCGUCUGGAAACAACGCGCCGUCGCCUGGCCUGAAGACGUAUUUCAAGACCCCAGAAGGUAAGUACAAGCUUCAGUACGAGAAGACUCAUCCGACGGGCCUUCUGCACUACGCCCAUGGGAAAACUGUCACUCAGGUGACGAUAGCACAUCUCAACGAAAAGCCAAUGCAGGCUCCAUCUCAAUCAUCUUCGAGCUUGGGUGUAAGCAGUGGCGUAAGGUCAGCAGCAGCAAGGUUAUUGGGUGGUGGGAAUGGGAGUAAAGCACUGAGUUUUGUAGGAGGUAACGGUGGAAGUAAACCCUCAACCAGUAACAGUCCUAGAAUAGGAUCAUUAGGGGCUUCGAGUUCGAAUAAUAUGGCUGGUAAUAUGAAUUUCGAUGUGAAAGGGACCUACUUGAUAUUCAAUGUUGGUGAUGCGAUUUUCUUGAGUGACUUAAAUUCUCAGGAUAAGGAUCCUAUAAAGUCUGUACAUUUUAGUAAUUCGAAUCCGGUUUGCCACGCGUAUGAUCCUGAUGCUAAAGAUGGGCAUGAUUUGCUUAUUGGUCUGAACUCUGGAGAUGUUUAUGCUGUCUCUCUUAGACAACAAUUACAAGAUGUUGGAAAGAAGCUUGUGGGGGCUCAGCAUUAUAAUAAAGAUGGUUCUGUUAAUAAUAGUCGAUGUACCAAUGUUGCAUGGAUUCCCAAUGGUGAUGGGUCUUUUGUUGUUGCACAUGCAGAUGGUAAUAUGUAUGUAUAUGAAAAGGCAAAUGGCUCUGGUGAUCCCUCAUUCCCUGUGAUCAAGGACCAAACUCAAUUUUCUGUAUCACAUGCACGCUAUAGUAAGAACCCGGUUUCUCGAUGGCACGUGUGUCAAGGUUCGAUAAAUGGCAUCGCAUUUUCGGCAGAUGGUGCUUAUUUAGCCACAGUUGGAAGGGAUGGUUACCUCCGAGUAUUUGAUUACAGAAAUGAGCAACUCAUAUGUGGUGGGAAAAGCUAUUACGGCGCUCUUUUAUGUUGUGCGUGGAGCAUGGAUGGAAAAUACAUUUUGACUGGUGGUGAGGAUGACCUUGUUCAAGUGUGGAGUAUGGAAGAGCGAAAGAUUGUCGCGUGGGGUGAGGGACACAACUCGUGGGUUAGUGGAGUGGCAUUCGAUUCGUAUUGGGUGCCCCCUAAUUCAGAUGGCGUUGCUGAAAAUGUUGUUUACCGUUUUGGCUCUGUUGGUCAGGACACACAAUUGCUAUUAUGGGACCUAGAAAUGGACGAGCUCGUGGUCCCAGUUCGCCGCCCGCCUGGCGGGUCCCCCACCUUCAGCGCCGGCAGCCAAUCGGCCCACUGGGACAAUGCUGGCCCAAUCGGCACCUUACAGCCCGCCCCAAGCAUGCGGGACAUCCCAAAGCUGUCCCCACUGGUGGCCCACCGAGUCCACACGGAGCCUCUCUCGGGUUUAAUAUUCACUCAAGAAUCGGUACUCACGUCUUGCCGUGAGGGCCACAUCAAGAUUUGGACAAGACCCGGUUUUGGCGAGUCGGGUGGCUCGGAUUCCUUACUGAGCACGAGCUUGAAAGAAAAAUCGUGCGGGCCCGGGAAAGUUGGGGGUGCGCCGGGCUACAAGUGA